This is a messenger RNA of Sorghum bicolor (sorghum), 1808 nucleotides long. RefSeq names its product 7-deoxyloganetin glucosyltransferase. Lineage: Eukaryota; Viridiplantae; Streptophyta; Magnoliopsida; Poales; Poaceae. The transcript has a single exon. The record is from RefSeq and is a predicted model, not a curated record. Bases 140 to 1720 code for a protein of 526 amino acids. Gene Ontology annotation, molecular function: UDP-glycosyltransferase activity.
ACGUGUCACUCUCACUCUCACUGCCUCGCGUCGCAUCGAUGAUCGAUAGAGAAGGCGUGCUUCUUUUGCUGCUGCUCGCUCUGGUCACUAGGCAUAGGCGGUAGCUGUACUACGAGUGCUAUAAACAGGCCACUUCUCCAUGCUCCGGAGCACACGCAAAUUUCACCUGGAAAGCCGGAAGCGCCGCGCGAUCAUGGGGUCACUGACGCCGGCGGAGGGCCAGCGGCGGGCGCACGCCGUGUGCGUGCCGUUCCCGACGCAGGGCCACAUCACGCCCAUGCUCAAGCUGGCCAAGCUCCUCCACGCGCGGGGCUUCCACGUCACCUUCGUCAACACCGAGUUCAACCACCGGCGCCUGCUCCACACGCGCGGGGCCAACGCGCUCGACGGCGUGCCGGGCUUCCGCUUCGACGCCAUCCCCGACGGCCUCCCGCCCUCCGACGCCGACGCCACGCAGGACAUCCCCGCGCUCUGCAACGCCACCAUGACCAAGUGCCUCCCGCACCUCCUCUCCCUCCUCGCCAGGAUCAACAACGGCGACACCGACGCCGAGUCGGAGUCGUCGUCGUCGUCUCCGCCGGUCACCUGCCUCGUCGUGGACGCCUUCAUGUCGUUCGGCUUCGACGCCGCCAGGGAGAUCGGCGUCCCCGUCGUCGCGUUCCUCACCAUCGCCGCCUGCGGGUACAUGGGCAUCCGCAACUUCCGCAACCUCAUCGACCUGGGCCUCGUGCCGUUCAAGCACGAGGCGGACCUCGCCGACGACGGCCACCUCGCCACCGUGGUGACUACGGGCGCGUACGGCAUGUGCGACGGCGUGCAGCUGCGGGACUUCCCCAGCUUCAUCCGCACCACGGACCGCGACGACGCCAUGCUCAACUUCCUCCUGCACGUGUUCGAGCGGAUAUCGCUCGUCCCGGACGCCGUCGUCAUCAACACAUUCGAGGACCUCGAGCGCACCACGCUGGACGCCAUGCGCAGCGUCCUACCGCCGGUGUACCCCAUCGGGCCGGUCCUCCUCCGCGAGCGCCAUGAGAUCCCCGCCGGCAGCCCGCUGGCGGGGCUCGGCUGCAACCUGUGGAAGGAGCAGGAAGGCGUCCUGGAGUGGCUCGCCGUCGCCGGCCGCCGCGCGCCGCGGUCCGUGGUGUACGUGAACUACGGCAGCAUCACGGUGAUGACCAGCGCGCAGCUGCUCGAGUUCGCCUGGGGCCUGGCCGACAGCGGGUACCCGUUCGUGUGGAACAUCCGCCCGGACCUCGUCAGGGGCGACACCGCCGUGCUGCCGCCGGAGUUCGCGUCCGCCGUCGAGAGCCGGGCGCUGCUGACCACGUGGUGCGCGCAGGAGGCGGUGCUCCGGCACGAGGCGGUCGGGGUGUUCCUCACCCACUCCGGCUGGAACUCGACGCUGGAGAGCCUCUGCGCGGGGGUGCCGAUGAUCAGCUGGCCCUUCUUCGCGGAGCAGCAGACCAACUGCCGGUACAAGCGCACGGAGUGGGGCGUCGGGAUGGAGAUCGGCGGUGAGGUGCGGCGCGACGAGGUGGCGGCCAUCUUAAAGGAGGCCAUGCACGGGGAGAAGGGGCGGGAGAUGCGCCGGCGCGCGGAGGAGUGGAAGGAGAAGGCCGCAAUGGCCGCGCUGCCGGGUGGGCCUGCCGAGACAAACCUUGACAGGGUCAUCCAAACCGUGCUGCUCUCCAAGAACCAAGCAAAAAAUGUCGAUGCGUGAUUAUUAUUAUUAUUAUUGAAACAUCAUCAAUGUAAAUAAAGACAAAGAAUGAAUGAAUAAAAGAUGAGAAUUGCUAAACAGCAACCAA